GCGCGCUCCCCUCCCGGCCCUGCGCGCUGCGCCCUGGCUCCCCUGCCCCGGGCUGCGCCGCUCUGCGCCGCGCGCGGAGGCUGUUUGCUGGGCCGCCCGGAGGGAGACGUCAGCGGCAGCCUCUCUCUGGGCCUCUCCGUGCUGCAUUAUCCCCGCCCCCUUCCCCGCCCCCACCGCGCCGCCCCGAGUCCCUGCGAGGGGAGCGUGUGCGAGCCGGGAGCCUCCUCGCCGCGCAGCCGCCGCCUGACGCCCCCACCCCGCCUAGAGGCGCCGCCGCCGCUCCCCUCCCGCCCGCCGGUUACCCGCGGCUCGGGGGUUCUUAAACCCGCCGGGCGCGUCGCAGCUACCCGCCCCCUCCCGGUGCCGCCGCCGAGGAACAUGGCGAAAGUGGAGCAGGUCCUGAGCCUCGAACCGCAGCACGAGCUGAAAUUCAAAGGUCCCUUCACAGAUGUUGUCACUACAAACCUGAAACUUGGUAAUCCUACAGACAGAAAUGUGUGCUUCAAAGUGAAAACUACAGCACCACGCAGAUACUGUGUAAGGCCUAACAGUGGAAUUAUUGAUGCAGGAACAUCAAUUAAUGUUUCUGUGAUGCUACAACCUUUCGAUUACGACCCUAACGAGAAAAGUAAACACAAGUUUAUGGUACAGUCUAUGUUUGCUCCAACUGAUACUUCAGAUAUGGAAGCAGUAUGGAAAGAAGCAAAACCAGAAGAACUCAUGGAUUCUAAACUUAGAUGUGUAUUUGAGCUACCAGCAGAAAAUGAUAAACCUCAUGAUGUAGAAAUAAAUAAAAUUAUAUCCACAACUGCAAAGACAGAAUCCUCUGUAAUGUCUAAAUCAAUAAGUUCUUCCUUGGAUGACACUGAAGUUAAGAAAGUAAUGGAAGAAUAUAAGAGGCUUCAAGUAGAAGUUCAGAGGUUACGGGAGGAGAAUAAACAGUUUAAGGAAGAAGAUGGUCUGCGGAUGAGGAAGGCUCCCCAGACGAACAACCCAAUAUCUGCAUCUGCAACUGCUGUCAAGGAGGAAGGGCUCAGCACUAGACUACUUGCUCUGGUGGUUUUGUUCUUUAUCGUUGGUGUAAUUAUAGGGAAAAUAGCCUUGUAGAGGCAGCAUGCUGAGGAUUGUAAAUUGGCUUGAUGGUUCUGCCAUAUCAUUGGAUUAAAUUUAUUCAUAACAAUGUUUUAAAAAAAUUAAUGUAUGACAUCUCACAGGUCUUGCCUUUAAAUUACCCCUGCACAAAUAUAACAUAACGUAAUCCUCUUGAAAGUUUAAAAUGUACAAUGAGUGAAAGAAUGAUAAAGAAUGUUCUUUAUUAAGUGAUGAGGAAAAAAAUCAUGAGUUAACACUACAAUGGCAUAUUGUAAAUGUCAUUUUAAACAUUCUUAGACCUUGGUACACGUUGCUGUCCCCCUGUCCAUUUUAAAAAACAAAGAAUUAUUCUUCCACUGCUGGAGCUGGCCCUUUUGGAUGUUUGGAGCUGGGUUAGGCAGGAGGGGUUGAUAACUUCUAUAAAAUAUGUUGAUCCACCAUUCUGCUCAUAAAGUUAACAGUUUGUCAGUAUCUUCAACUCUGUGCAAAUUAACAAUUUAUUGGCACUUACAAUUCUUUUCAGCUUCUCACUAUUAAUUUAUGUGGCAGCACUGAAUGUGCUAGGCAUCAUUAAGAGGCAUAUAUUGACUGGUAUGACACUCAUUUGGAAUAAAGGUCAAUGCCUUGUUCUCUUAAAGGGACCAAGCUACAUUGCUGUUGGUUCAUUUAGUUGAAUUGAAAUGUUAUUCAGAGAUGUUUAAUGCAUAUUUAACUUAUUUAAUGUAUUUCAUCUCAUGUUUCCUUAUUGUCACAUAUUGACUAAUACUAUGGUAUAAAAAGGCACCUGUUCUAAAACCAGUGGAUAGAACUAAAAAAUUACUGCUGUAGUGAUGCGAGAUUCUUCUGCCUCCUCAUGUUUUGGGCACUAUGUAAUUGUUAAAGUUUUGAUCACUUAAACAUUGGGGAAACAGCAGUCAGGAAACUGUUUUUGUAUGUAAAUAAAUAAGUCUAUCUAGCAAAAAAAAUUAGUAGUAAACUAGUUCUAUGCCGUAAAAAGACCAAUCCUGUUUGACCAUGUAGCAUCUUAAAAAAAAAAAAAAAAAAAAA
Messenger RNA from Trachemys scripta elegans, 2139 nucleotides. It is a transcript of the gene VAPB, whose product is annotated as VAMP associated protein B and C. The record is from RefSeq and is a predicted model, not a curated record. Gene Ontology annotation, cellular component: endoplasmic reticulum membrane; plasma membrane. Gene Ontology annotation, molecular function: FFAT motif binding. The coding region runs from base 379 to 1107 and encodes 242 amino acids. Lineage: Eukaryota; Metazoa; Chordata; Testudines; Emydidae. Gene Ontology annotation, biological process: endoplasmic reticulum membrane organization. The transcript has 6 exons.